Molecule: messenger RNA, 1587 nt
Organism: Aspergillus caelatus
Lineage: Eukaryota; Fungi; Ascomycota; Eurotiomycetes; Eurotiales; Aspergillaceae
Product: uracil-DNA glycosylase
Exons: 4
Coding region: 314-1432 (372 amino acids)
Biological process (GO): base-excision repair, AP site formation via deaminated base removal; base-excision repair
Cellular component (GO): mitochondrion; nucleus
Molecular function (GO): uracil DNA N-glycosylase activity
Source: RefSeq, a predicted model, not a curated record
AUUUACUCUAAGGAUCUAUUCACUCCGUACUCCGUAUCGCGGCGAAAAUACUCUGUGCUGUGAACUAAUUCCGCACUCGAGCAGACUAGUUGGCUUUUUUACCACAUUGAGAAUAGAUCAUAACCACGCGUCAGUCUACGCGAUUCUUGACGCGUUGCGUCCAGAUUGUUGGUUAAACCACCGGUAAUCCAGCAUACUUCAGUUCUGUGUCCUGCGCGCAUGCAACGGUGUCUCAUAUAUUAUCCACAAUUGGCCUCGGUUUUUCUACGUCCCACGGACAAGUCGAUUCCCUUUCCGACCCAAACAAAACAACAUGUCCAGCCCAGCAGGCCAGAAGCGCAGUGCUAAUCAUUUAACGACCUCACCCGUCGAUGCGAAGAAGCCCAAGAAUGGUAGUAUCAUGUCCUUCUUCGGUCCUCCCAAGGCUAAGACUGUUGGACCUAAGUCAACGUCAUCUUGCUCAUCCAGCUUCAACAAGCAAGGAUGGGUAGCGUCGUUGACCCCGGAACAGAGGAAGCUCCUGCAGCUUGAGAUCGACACGUUAGAUGAAAGUUGGCUAGCUCAGCUGAAAGAGGAAUUAGUGACACCCGAGUUUCUAGCAUUGAAACGUUUCCUCGAAAAGGAAAAGCAAGCGGGAGUCAAAAUAUUCCCCCCGGAGAACGAAAUAUAUUCUUGGUCUCGACAUACGCCCCUUCACCAGGUGAAGGUAGUGAUUGUCGGACAAGAUCCCUAUCACAAUCAUAACCAGGCUCAUGGCUUAGCAUUCUCAGUCCGACCUCCGACUCCAGCCCCUCCCUCCCUAGUCAAUAUCUACACAGGUAUCAAAAACGACUACCCGUCCUUUCAACGACCACCUAACAAAGGAGGGCUUCUGACACCAUGGGCUGAGCGUGGAGUUUUGCUUCUUAACACCUGUCUAACAGUCCGUGCACACCAAGCUGCUAGUCACUCAAACAAAGGAUGGGAACGUUUUACACAGAAAGCAAUUGACAUUGUAGCUAGAGUGCGAUCUCACGGAGUUGUCUUUCUUGCAUGGGGUACGCCCGCCGGGAAGCGUGUGGCAGGUAUUAACCGACAGAAGCAUUCCGUACUUCAAUCAGUUCAUCCUAGCCCACUCAGUGCAUCCAGGGGCUUUUUCACCAAUGGACAUUUUAAAAAAUGCAACGAGUGGCUGGCUGAACGUUACGGUCCAGACGAAGUUAUUGACUGGAGCCUGACUUCGAGAACAAAAACUACCGGCCCUCUCGCCACUAUUCAGAGUCCUUCCGCCUCCGUUGACAAACUAGCAGACUCUGCUACAAAGAAAUCUGAAUCUCAAGCCCUAGAGUCGGCUGAAAUGGUCACACAGCCCUUGGAGCUCCAAAAUACAGAUGAGUUUGAUGAUGAUGCCGAUGCCCUCGAAGCUCUAGCAGCUGCAGAGACAGCGAGCUAAAUGUGUCAUACUAGCUUUGGUGUUUUUGUUCUGCCUAUUGAGAGCAAAUACAAAUCAAGUGAGGUCAUAAUCAACGCUCUUCGGCGUCGCUUGGAGCUCUUGUGAAUGUAUGUUGAGUUUCUACAUAUGCUGGAACUGUAAUCUACACCUUCAGA